UCACAAACUGAUCAAAUGCAGUGUUUAUGAGCAGGACAGUUAACAAACCAUCGUUCCCUAGACAGAUGACUUUGGAUUAGCUAGGUUUAGAUUUGGAUUAGAGAACAUCUGAUUUUCUUUCAGUUUCGAUAUCACGUCAUGCUGCAGCAAGAGGCGUGGCUUAAGGAUGCUGUUGUCUCAAUGACGCAGAACUGCUGAAGGAGAAGCUCCGCACACAGAGUUAUUAAUGCUUUUCUAAUUUCUCUCUUAUUUUCCUAAUUGUGAUUUAGACAAACUUGAAGAGCUCGACACCUGGAGGUAUUUUCCCGCGCUGUGAUCGUUCUGCAGUGUGAUACAGUAAUGGCGACGGGCUCUGAAACUCCUGAGAUGUCCUGUGGUCCAGAUGAUCCAGAGAUCCGGGUUCUUCUGAUGGGCAGGAAGGGUUCUGGGAAAAGCUCAUCUGGAAACACUAUACUGGGAGAAAGAAAGAGGUUUAACAUCCACCACGAUAAGAAGCAGCAUGAGUCUGAAGUGUGUGUGGAAGUAACUCAGAACGGAGAGAAGCAGGUGUGUGUGAUUGAUUGUCCAGAUCUACUGGAUCCAGAUCUGAAUAAAGAGAAGCUGGAGAAGAUGAAGGAUCAGCUGGUCUCUCGAUGUUCAGCAGGUCUCAGUGCAGUUCUGCUCACCGUUCCUCUAGAGGAACCUGUGGAAAACGAGGAGGAGAUCCUGGAUUAUAUCAAGCGUUUAUUUGGUCCUGAAGUUCAGAAGUACAUUAUGAUUCUGUUCACACAUGGAGAUAAACUGGGCAAGAAUCAGACCAUUGAGGAACAUCUACAAAAUAAAGAUCAUGCGGAUCUCCAGCAACUGGUGACUGAAUUUGGAGGAAAGUUUCAUUGUUUAAAAAAAAAGAAGACUAUAAAAGAUCUACUGCAGAAGAUUGACGUUUUUGAAUGGGAGAAAAUGGAGGGAAAUAUGUCAUGAAAAAAAUGAAAAGGAGAUCAAGCA
Pimephales promelas (fathead minnow) is the source of this 984-nucleotide messenger RNA. RefSeq names its product GTPase IMAP family member 4-like. Gene Ontology annotation, molecular function: GTP binding. The record is from RefSeq and is a predicted model, not a curated record. NCBI's taxonomy places the organism in Eukaryota, Metazoa, Chordata, Actinopteri, Cypriniformes, Leuciscidae.